This is a messenger RNA of Peronospora matthiolae, 327 nucleotides long. The record is from the annotation of a GenBank genome assembly. Lineage: Eukaryota; Oomycota; Peronosporomycetes; Peronosporales; Peronosporaceae.
AUGAGCGACGUGGAUAUGGAAUCAAUCGGUACGUGCGAGUACGACCCCGACGACAUGGACUUGGAGGGACCACUUGCGAGGAUGGCAACAGCUACAGUAGGACAAUUUCCCAACAUGGUUCCUCGCAUUAAACUUGCAGCGAAAUCGGACCUCAAGGAUUUCCACGGAAGAGAUCAAAGCGAGUUCCGAGCACGCAGUUGGGUGGUCACUGUGAAAACCGCGUUCAUGAGAGAUCAAGAGCCCGACGAUGAAAAGUGUCUUGUCUUCGGUGGAUUGCUAACUGUACCAGCUCAAAACUGGUAUCGCCAACUGGGUUGCUCGGUUUGA